Messenger RNA from Oncorhynchus kisutch (coho salmon), 2105 nucleotides. RefSeq names its product transmembrane channel-like protein 5. The record is from RefSeq and is a predicted model, not a curated record. Gene Ontology annotation, cellular component: plasma membrane. The coding region runs from base 51 to 1415 and encodes 454 amino acids. Lineage: Eukaryota; Metazoa; Chordata; Actinopteri; Salmoniformes; Salmonidae. The transcript has 15 exons. Gene Ontology annotation, molecular function: mechanosensitive monoatomic ion channel activity.
ACGUCCUUUGCUGUUUAUGUAUGGUUGAAGACUUGGCUUGUUAGUUAGCCAUGUCUCGCUUUACCAGUGCCUUCAUUGCAUCUCCUUAUAGAAGUGAUCAGGCGCCAAAACCAACUGAUAAGAGGUGGAUUAGGCCUCCAGAGGGCCUUGUUGUACCCCAGGAUGUGGAGAGGGGGCUGGGGCCAUGGAGUAAGGACCAGGGGCCGCCCAGCUCAGACCCCCCUCUCCCCCCUCAGCUGUGGGGACCCAAACGGCAGCUAGGCCAGUCCAGCCCUGGACCCAGGGUUCCCAUGGAUACUGCUACCAGGUACAGGAUGACCAGCAGACAGCAGACAGGAACAGCUAUCCUGGUGCGUGGUUGUCGCAGGCAGAGUCCGCUCCCUCUACAGGGUACAGCUGGAGGGAGACUGGGGCUGUCAGAGGAGGAGGCCAAGGAGCAGAUGGAGAACGACACCGUGGAGUUGGUGAGAGAGCUGGUUACCAUGCCGUCCAGAGACAGAGUCAAAGCUGUACGAGGCCUUCCUGUAAGUCUGGGGGAGCGCAGAAACAUCAGGUGCCGUGUCUUAGCAGAGAAGUUCUCCAGGAGGAGUCUAGAGAGAACAAGCUGCACUGACUGUUUGGAGCAGAUCUCACUGUCUGUUCGUAGGUGCAGCAGUGUGGUGUUUUUCAGACAGUCUCUCUCUCUGUGGCGUGGUUCUCUAAGGGAGAUCAGUGGAAGGUUUGGUUCUGCUGUCCUCUGCUACUUCCUGUUUCUAAGAUGGCUGCUCCUCUUCAACCUCCUCUCUUCCCUCCUCAACCUCUCCUUCAUCACGUUGCCGUGGGCGCUGCUUGGCACCGACACUCAGGGCGCCGGGGCAACUGCCGGGUUCAGGGGACUGGAGCUCCUCACUGGAGUGGGGUGGUUCAACAUGUCCAUGCUGUACUAUGGUGUCUACAGCAGUAACAGUGUGCUGUCCAGUUAUAACAUCCAGCUAGCUUACCUCUUUACCAUCACCUCCUACAUGCUGCUCUGUGGAGCCUCAGUCAUAUACAGCAUGGCAGGGUGUCUCCAGACUGGUGUUGUGGCGUCAGGUGGAGCAGCUCAGAGACGUGGCUCUCUGUCUGGAAGAGGAGAUGACUACUGGAGACUGUUGUGUAGCUGGGACUUCUCUCUGCUGCACCACGCGGACAUACACACACACAGGACCAACCUGCUAGUACAUCUAAAGGAGUCUCUAAGGGAGAGCAGAGUGAAGAGAGAGCUGUCUGUGUCAGACAAGAUGAGGGCCUGUCUGGUCCGUCUGGCUGUCUGGCUUCUGUCUGUCUGUCUGGCUACUGGGGCCUGUGUGGCUGUCUACUACCUCUGUCAGCACAACCUGCAGGUCAGUAGCACAAACACACACCACACACACAUCUUAAUAGCUGUGUUUGUCUAGGAGUCUCUAAGGGAGAGCAGAGUGAAGAGAGAGCUGUCUGUGUCAGACAAGAUGAGGGCCUGUCUGGUCCGUCUGGCUGUCUGGCUUCUGUCUGUCUGUCUGGCUACUGGGGCCUGUGUGGCUGUCUACUACCUCUGUCAGCACAACCUGCAGCGUGUGGUAACGUCCCCCAGUCCAGAGGAUGUCAUGACAGAGGCCUGGUCUCUGCUGCUGCCUGUAGCAGUGUGUGUCCUCAACACCUUCAUAUCACUACUCUACACACACACACACAGACUGGAGCGCUACGAUAGCCCACAUACACGCGUCUACGUCACGGUGCUCAGGAAUGCGAUGCUGAAGGUGUCUAUCCUAGCAGUGUUGUGUUACUACUGGUUAGCGCUGGUCCCCGGCAACGUCCCGUGUGAUUGCCACCAGGUGUGUUGUGAAGCCGGCAGAGUUUGACGUGGCCAGGAACGUUCUAGAUCUGAUCAACGCUCAGACCCUGGCCUGGAUAGGGGUGUACUUCUCUCCUCUCCUCCCUGUCGUUCAGCUCAUCAAACUCUUCCUAAUCUUCCACCUAAAGAAGACCAGUAUAAGGAGCUGCCAUCCUCCCAGCUCCUGGAGUAGGGUGGGUCAGAUGCAGACCCUCUUCAUCUCCCUCCUCUUCCUCCCCUGUUACCUGGGGACUCUGGCCCUGCUGGCAUACACACU